GCUCUUCUCUCCCUCUCUUCCAUCCCUCAAAUUUAUCGAUUUUGACUGUUUUUUCCUCUCAAAAAUCCAAAAUUAGGGUUUUUGUUCGCUCUUGCUUCUAUUAUUCCAGUCGUCCAAUCGUGAAUCUCUAGUUUCCAUCCUCUCUCCUCCCAUCUAGGGUUUGCAGAUCUAAAACCAGUUAUAAUUCAACAUGUUUUGGCAUCUCACAGCUAUAUCGGCUUCUUCACCGAUUGAGGCUAUCUUGGACAAGGAGCAUCUCACAUUGGAAGAGCUCUUGGACGAGGAAGAUAUUAUUCAAGAAUGCAAAGCUUUGAAUAGCCGUCUCAUCAACUUCUUGCGGGACAGAGUCCAGGCUGAACAAUUACUGCGAUAUAUUAUAGAAGAGCCGCAGGAGGGUGCUGAUAGCCAACGUAUUUUCAAGUUCCCUUUCAUUGCUUGUGAGAUAUUUACAUGUGAAAUUGAUGUGAUCUUCAAAACUGUAGUGGAAGAAGAGGAGCUAAUGAAUUUACUGUUCUCAUUUCUGGAGCCAACCCGUUCUCAUAGUGCCUUGCUGGCUGGGUACUUCAGCAAGGUCAUGAUAUGUCUCAUGUUGCGGAAGACGGUUCCACUUAUGAAUUUUGUUCAAGUCCAUCCAUAUGUUUUUCAACAGCUGGUUGAUUUGAUUGGAAUAACAUCUAUCAUGGAGGUCUUGGUAAGACUUGUUGGAGCUGAUGAUCAUAUGUAUCCAGAUUCUGUGGACGUGAUGCAGUGGUUAACAGAUAGCAACCUAUUGGAGAUGAUUGUGGAUAAAUUGAGUCCAUCUAGUCCUCCUGAAGUACAUGCUAAUGCAGCAGAGACUUUAUGUGCUAUAACUAGAAACGUGUCAUCUCCUCUUGCCUCUAAACUUUCUACCUCAAGUUUUGUUUCAAGGAUUUUUGGUCAUGCGUUGGAGGAUUCACAUUCGAAAUCUGGAGUUGUCAGCUCAUUGUCUGUGUGUAUAUCAUUGUUGGAUCCGAAAAGAUCAGUUCCUUCACCUCCCUUUUAUUCUUUUAGAGGUCAGCAUGUAUACGAGUCACCUGUGCAAGUCAACCAGGAGACUGUAGGAGCAAUGCUACCCAAACUUGGUGGCUUGUUGAUGUUAUUGAAUGUGUCACUUGAUGAGAAGAUCUUGCCAACUACAUAUGGCCAGUUGAAGCCUCCUCUAGGGAAGCAUCGUCUAAAGAUUGUGGAGUUCAUUUCUGUUUUAUUGAAGACUGGGAAUGAAAUCGCAGAGAAGGAAUUAAUCAGCUCUGGAACUAUACAAAGAGUUAUUGAGCUUUUUUUUGAGUACCCAUAUAAUAAUGCUUUGCACCAUCAUGUCGAGAAUAUAAUAUUUUCCUGCCUAGGAAGCACAAACAACACCAUCGUCGAUCAUCUGUUCCAAGGAUGUGGUUUGUUGGUGAAGAUUCUUCAAACUAACAAUACACCUUUCCUUUCUGGAGAACUUAAUCUGCCUACGUUGCCCGCUGCUGGAAGAAAUGCACCCCGAGUUGGGAACAUUGGACAUAUCACAUGCAUUGCCAAUAAAAUCAUGCAGUUGGGGAAUAACAAUAGUCGCAUUCAGAUGCAUAUUCAGGAAAGUAGGGAAUGGAACGAGUGGCAGGGUACAGUUCUACAGGAACGGAACAUGGUUGAAAAUGUGUACCGAUGGGCUUGUGGUCGGCCAACUUCGAUACAUGAUAGGAAUAGGGAUAGUGAUGAAGAUGACAUUCAUCAUGACAGAGAUUAUGAUGUUGCUGCUCUAGCAAAUAAUCUAAGCCAGGCAUUUAGAUACAACAUGUAUGAAAAUGAGGAAGGUGAAGAGGGACGUGAAACUAUUGGUCGAGAUGAUGAGAUGCAGGAGGGUUACUUUGACGAUGAAUCUGCUGAAGUGGUCAUUUCAUCUCUGAGGCUGGGUGAUGACCAAGGCAGUAGCUUGUUUACAAAUUCAAAUUGGUUUGCUUUCCAAGACGAUAAAAUGGGGGAUGCACCUAUGAGCACCACCUCCCCUUCUGAAAUGAUGGAUGAGAUCGACUUUAAUGCAGCAUCUACCGGUGGUAACAGCAGUAACAACGAUGAUUUGGUAGUUGGCGUAGAUGAAGAAUUUGUCGAUAGCAAAAACUCCAACCACAUUAUAUCCGAUUCUAAUCCCAAUCGAAGCCCAAAUCCCUUCAGCGAAGACUAUGAAGUAAAUGGCGGUGGAGACUUGAAAAUGGGCGAGAACGAAAAAACCAGCGCAUCUGAUGCUGGUUUUUUCAGAUUCGAGGCUACGGACAACGAAGACCUGUUUGCUGAUAGGCCUAUGCCAGAAUGGGUUGGAUGGGGCGAGCCUUCAAAUAUCGCGGUUAGAGGGUCCGGGGUGAACCCUUUUGAAGAUUACAAUAAUACCUCCAAUGUCGACAUUCCCAGUUUAGCAGAGACAGUCAGCCCAGGUUCACCAUCUCUACCCAACGGCUCAUCAAAUGACGGGCUUGCUGGAUCAUGUGAUUCGAGCCAAAAAGAGGGUGCAGUGGCUUCAUUGUUUGAAGAAGAUGUGGAGUUUGUAGGAGUGGAAUUAGAUGGGUCUGAAAAGGCGAUGGAUAAAGCCCUUAAGGAGGGUGUAGUCGGGGAAGCCGGGGCUCUAAAAAGAAAAGUUACACCUGAAAAAGAGAACGUGAGUGAGGACACGAAAGAGUUCAACGACAGCAACUAUUGGAGAGUCGAUCAAGAAAUCGCGGUUUCAGAGUGAAAAAAAAUAUAUAUGCUAGGUUUGUGUAUGAAAUGAAAGUUGUGUACAGUAUAAUUUUGUUAAAAUGGACAUAGGUUAAUCUGAAUUGUUGAACAGUUGAUUGUUAUUUUUAUCUUGUUAUUGUUGUUUCUAAAUUCUAAUUAUGUUUUAUAGAUUUUGGUUCCUCCCC
Cynara cardunculus var. scolymus (artichoke) is the source of this 2894-nucleotide messenger RNA. Its product is annotated as serine/threonine-protein phosphatase 6 regulatory subunit 3-like. Gene Ontology annotation, molecular function: protein phosphatase regulator activity; protein phosphatase binding. The transcript has 19 exons. The record is from RefSeq and is a predicted model, not a curated record. NCBI's taxonomy places the organism in Eukaryota, Viridiplantae, Streptophyta, Magnoliopsida, Asterales, Asteraceae. Bases 191 to 2725 code for a protein of 844 amino acids.